AUGAUCAACCUGUUCGAUUUGGGCGCUGGAGCCAGCGCCAGGGUCGCCGCCAGAGAUGGUUCUCCCGUCAGAGGAACCCAGUCGGACCGGAAGGAGUACGCUGAUUUCAAGACAGUGAGUAGCAACAUGAAGAGGAGCUCGUCGGAUAGAUUGGGUGGCAGUGGCACGCCCAUGAAGAUGCUGAUAGCGCAGGAGAUGGCAAAGGAGGGGGACACAAACCAGAAGACCACUAAUGUGAUAGCAAGGCUGAUGGGUCUUGAUGACGGUGUGGCCCUUCCCAAGCCUGCUCAGCCUUCCAGCAGGAGGAGAUCUUCGGAAGGCCACUUAUCGACCACAAUGGCAAGGGUUAACAGCCAGAUGUCAUUCCACAAGCACGCGAGCUCUGCUGAAAAUGUGGAAUAUAAGGAUGUCUAUGAAGUGGGGUACCAGCCCCAGAGGAGUGAGCAUUUGAGCAGCGAUUCUUCACGAAGAGGGACACCGCAUGAAGAUCAUGACCGGAGAAGGAUGGAUCUUGUCCGGCAGAAGUUUGUCGAAGCGAAGCAGCUAGCGUCACAUGAGAAUCUUCUCCAGUCCAAGGAGUUCCAUGAUGCUCUCGAGACUCUGAAUUCAAAUAAGGACCUGUUUCUCAAGUUUCUCGAAGAACCCAACUCGCUCUUCGCGAAGCAAUCUGGUGAGUUUCAUUCCGCACCAACGUCGCCCCAGCGGAAGCAAAUAACUGUUUUGAAGCCUGCCAAAUCAGCGGAGGUGAAGAGCGAGAAUGCAAUUCAAAGUCAGCAAAACCAUGCAGUUAAUGGGAGUAGAACAGAGAAAAGAAAUCUCCAUAGGAAGCCCAAUGCUGAUCAUGCUAGAGCAGAAAGGUUUCCAAAGCACACUCGGAUAGUGGUCUUGAAACCUACCUCUGCAAUUACCUCAGUAGAGCAGUUUCAACAAAAUGGUCAUGCUAACUCUGAUGAUUCAAGGCGUUUGAGCGAUGAGAUACACUGGUCAGCACACGGCAUGUGCCACCAGCAUGAUGAAUGUUUGCAGGGUAGCAUACAGUCAAAUCCGGUGGACCAAGAUAGAUCAUACUGUAAUCGUGCUGAAGAAGAAGGCAGUAGCUUUAGUGGCUCGGAGAUUGGAAGUCCAACAUCACGGCAUUCUUGGGAUUACGUCUACCGGUUCAGCAAUCCUUAUUUUGGCUCGUCUUUAAGCCACGCUUCUUGUUCUCCUGAGGCACAUGUAGCAAGGGAUGGUAAGAAACAUACCUCUGAUAGGUGGCCAAGUGCAUCUUGCAAUGAGAUUAACCGAGAAAAGGUGUUGACGCGAAGGAGCUUGAGCACACUCGGUGAAAUGCUUGCCAUGUCUGAUAUGAAGAAAGAAGAGGUUGUCGAUCAGGUGGCUGCGAAUGCCAGCAACCAGGUGUGUGGCAACGAACUAACACUCGAUGUACCAUCUAAUUGUUCUAUUGAUGGCGCGCAAGGAGAAACCUCCAUCAAGAAAAUUUCAAGGUCAAAAUCUGUUCCAGUCUCUUCAUCAGCCUUUGACAGCCUGCGCUUAGAUGCUAGAUCUUCAGAUCCUCAACGUAGAGAACCCACAACACCAAAGGAGGAGGCCAAGCCUAGGAACGGGAAGUCCUCUCUUAAGGGAAAGCUUUCAAGCUUCUUUUCAAUGCGUAAGAAAUCCGGAAAAGAGAAGCUUACAUCAUCUCCCUUGGUGGGCUUGAAUGGAAGAAUUCCUCCGGACAGUAAUGCAGUAGCUGGUGUAUCACUACAAGAUGAUGUUGCUUCGGAAAAUUCAGAAGACAAGCUUCAGUAUGCAACAAUAGUACUUCCAGUCAAGGAGGCAGAGGCACCUUCUACUUCUAAGGCCAUAAUUUCUCUUGAGAAAGCACUCUCAUUUGAGAUUCGAAAUUCCCGCUUUGAUCAGCCCAGUCCUACGUCAGUUCUUGAUGCAUCGUUCGAGUCUCCCAGUUCAUCAGAGAGCGCAAUUACUGCCAAACAAGAACCUUUAUCAAGAUGUCUUCCCAUCGGGUCGGUCGCGCGGACUUUAUCAUGGGAUGAUUCUUCCGAGGAGGCUGUGCUGUGCUCCAGCAGAGAAGAUUGCCAUGAGCAAGAGCAGCAUGAGUUCGUUGAGAAGAUUCUAUCUUCCGCCGGUCUCUGUAACGAGACAACCAGCAACAUCUUCGUCCGGUGGCAUUCACCCGACAACCCUCUGGGUCCAAACGUGCCUGACCAGUUCUUGGAACGCAAGGUGGAGGACGCCAAGUGCAGGGAGAGGCGCUCAAACCAAAGGCUCCUCAUCGAUUCCGUCAACUCUGCUCUGCUGGACAUUGGCCAGAGCAAGCUCUGGGGUGCGUACCCUGGCACCGGAUCAGUUGUUAACGCACAACGAGUUGCUGCCGGUGACGAGCUAGUCGCCGAUGCGGCAUGGAAGUUGGUGAGAGGCUGGCUCUCCGACGAGGAGACGUGCAUGGUCAAUGGGUUGGACAGUGUGGGCGCGGCAGCGGAUUGGGUUGUCGGUAGGGAGAUUGAAGGCAGAGGAUGGUCGGAGACGCUGCGGCUGGAGGUGGAUGAGAUCAGCAAGGAGAUAUGUGGGGAGGUCCUGGGCGAGUUGGUUGAGGAGGCAUUUUCAGAAUUUGCGAGGUGCCAUUGA
Messenger RNA from Lolium rigidum, 2631 nucleotides. RefSeq lists its product as uncharacterized. The transcript has 5 exons. NCBI's taxonomy places the organism in Eukaryota, Viridiplantae, Streptophyta, Magnoliopsida, Poales, Poaceae. The record is from RefSeq and is a predicted model, not a curated record. Bases 1 to 2631 code for a protein of 876 amino acids.